Adineta steineri is the source of this 342-nucleotide messenger RNA. NCBI's taxonomy places the organism in Eukaryota, Metazoa, Rotifera, Eurotatoria, Adinetida, Adinetidae. The record is from the annotation of a GenBank genome assembly.
AUGUCUUCAUCAAAUACAUAUGUUAAUAGUGAAUUAUCAGGAAACAAUAUCAUAUUUCCAUAUUUUAUUAUUACAGUUACGAAUUAUCCUCAUUUCAUACAACCUAUACAACAAUAUCAAAUAUCGAAUCAGUAUUGGCAACGAUUAUAUCAAGGAGCUGUACUUAUACCAGGUGUACUCGUUCAUUUUGGAACCAAUCGUACUGAAGAACAUGAAAGAUUAUUACGCAAUACUGUACGAUUUCGAAUACAAGAAAUUAUUCGAGAAUAUCUUCGAUCAACUAUACGACCAUAUCCAUUUCAUUUGGUUUUCGAUAUGUCCGACAUGAGAUCACAUCUUUAA